Molecule: messenger RNA, 2249 nt
Organism: Sardina pilchardus (European sardine)
Lineage: Eukaryota; Metazoa; Chordata; Actinopteri; Clupeiformes; Clupeidae
Gene: fam185a
Product: family with sequence similarity 185 member A
Exons: 8
Coding region: 192-1328 (378 amino acids)
Source: RefSeq, a predicted model, not a curated record
UUAUGUAUGGCAACUAGCAAUGUCACUUACGAACAGGAGAAGUGCCCCAGUGUUGGAAUGUCAAGUGGAUUGUUCUAUCUUUUGUUGACUAGGACAGAAAUGUUUUGACCGUACAGUAGCAUGUCUGCAUAAAUAACAAGAUUUUGGAAGACAAAUACAUAAUAGCCAGCCACAAUUUACUUUAGCUAGUCAUGUGUUCGGUAGCAUUGAGCACGCGGACAUGCUACAGAGCAUUGCGCUUUGUAAACAAGGACUCUUUUCAUUUCGGCUGUGCAUUACCUUCAACGGUUGUCCGUUCAUUGUCAACCGCACCGCUUCUUAAAGACAUUAACCAACCGUUGAAACAGUGGUCAUUGGAAGUUAGCCCUUUCAGCAAAGUUAACGCGAAGCUUCGUUGUGACUUGUCUGUCCGCCCUUUGGAUCCGCAUGCUUUUCCCGAAGCGGACCGGGCAUUCAUUUCGGUCCAUGGCACGAAUGCUGACCAUGAGUUUAAACUGGAUGACUUGCAUGUUCAUUACAGUGAUCAAAAUCAGGAAUUACUCAUUCACGGUGAUAAGGUGACCAGCAAUGUUUCUGUGGAAUUAAUAGCGCCAAUAAAAAGUGACCUUUUCAUCACAACUACUGGAGGAGGAAAUGUCAACAUCCAGAAGAUGGAAAGUGAUGUUUGCAAAGUGCAGACAGACACCGGCAACUGCACCUUGACUUCAAUUAGGAGUCAUAAGUUGGAUGUGCUGUCAGCAGGGGGGAACAUUAUAGGAUUUGGUACCAUCCAUGCCAAUGUGGAUGUCUGUGCAAAAGAAGGCAGUGUCAACAUUAAAAAGAUCCAAGGGUCUUUCAUGAAUGUCUCAACAGAUCAAGGGCAGCUGAAGGUCAAAGCUAUCUAUGCAGAGUCCUCCAAAGUGUCAUCGUCAUCAGGGGAAAUUCAGUUGGGACAUAUCCAUGGUGAUGCCAGCGUGCAGAACGAAACCGGAGAUGUAAAUGUCGAUUCCUCAAGUGGUGCUUUGACUAUCUUGACAAGCAGUGGGAAUAUUGAUGCAUAUGUUGGAGAGAGGGGAACAGCAAACCUGAUAACUCAGCAGGGGUCUGUGUCAGUACGGGUUCCUGCCUCUAUGAAAGUGGGAGUUCAGUUGUCUGGGGCGUCUGUAAAAAUCAGUCCUGACAUCAAGCUGCACGAGGGUCAACAUGAGUCCACAGACAGCAAUACAACGGUCACCGGCACUCUGAAUGGACCAUCAGCCGGAGAGCAAUGGAUUAAAGUUGAGGCAAAAAAAGGGUCGAUUAACUUGAGGCCACAAAGCUGGUUUGAGUCUCUGAGACUUGAGAAGUAAAUGUGUCUGUUUCUACACUCGGCCUCGGAAGGUUCGCUAAAGUUUUGCUUUUACCUCAGUCUACAAAUUCUAUCAGGUUACACUAGCAAGACUGGCUGUACCUGAGAUUAUGUGAAUGCCAAACGAAUGAAGCAAUCAUAAUGUACUGAAAGUUGAAACAUGUAUGUAUGUGCGUAUGUAUAAAAUUAAAUGCAUAAAUGGUAACCCUAUAUAAAUGAAACCCUAUUGAACACAACGUAAAUUAAAAUAUUUAGUUAAGGAGGGAUUUAAAGAUGCUUUUUUAGUGAAAAUGUGAGUGCCAAAAGCAUACAGAAAAGGAUAGCAUCCGUAAGGGGAGUUCUAAGCGUUGUGUUUCAGAAUGGCGUGAAAUGCAGAUCAAGCUGAUAUUAAUAACAAUUAUCAGUAUUACUCCGGUGUCACUACUGAGUUAUUGGGACCAUUUCAGUCUCUUGUGUAGAGGAUGUGCUUGCACUUGCACUAAGACGUUUGUUCAGCUUGAAGAAACCAAAAUGUGUACUGUGUACUGUAGGCAAAACUGACCACCAGAUGCAAUUUCUGUGUUGUGAUUACGUGAUGAAAGCAAGGCAUAUUGCAUUGUGGUUUUGUUAACACUUUCAUGGAAUCUUAAUAGAACUUAAGCAGAAAGCGUAGGUUUUGUUUAAUGUAUAAAAUAUUCUAUUUAUUUGCACUGUAUUUGUGUUGCUGCUAAACGUGCUAUGUGUAUCAUAAUGUCUAAGGACAAGAAGGAAUAGCUCUUCAAUGAACAUAAAUCACGCACAAUAAGGAAAUGCUACCGUCUAUAAGUACUGCAAUAUGUUGUGUAUGUAAAAUAUGUACUAUUACUCCAGCUAUGAUAUACCGCGACCAUAAACUGUAAUGUUAAAAAUAUAUAAGGAUGGAUGUAUGGCAUGAAAUAAAAUA